Molecule: messenger RNA, 1908 nt
Organism: Microsporum canis CBS 113480
Lineage: Eukaryota; Fungi; Ascomycota; Eurotiomycetes; Onygenales; Arthrodermataceae
Exons: 2
Coding region: 1-1908 (635 amino acids)
Source: RefSeq, a predicted model, not a curated record
AUGCGUUGGGUAAAGAAACCAUAUUCAUUGAUACAGUCUAGAUGGGUUCUCUCGCGUGGCUACGCCCAAAGUGCCAACCCACUUAUCAAAGAGAUUAAAGAUUCCAGGGUUCAUAUAACCAGUCAUAAACUAUGCAGAACUCGCGCAUCACCCCAUCUAAUUUCUAGUUCAGAGGAUGUGCUCGAAAGACUCGCUCCAACCCUCCCAAAUGGCCGGCCCAUUGAUAUCGUCGAUGCAUAUCCGGGGCUGGGCAUUUGGUCUUCUAAUUUUCAUGAGUUUAUCCGCCCACGAAGACAUAUAUUACUCGAGCCAAACUUCAAAACAUACGAAUCGUUCCUAAAACCUCUAUUAGAGUCGCCGGGCUCGCGAUACGUACAUGUCCCGUGGGACCCAGCUGUGGAUAAAACGUUCUCAGAUCUAUACAAGAAUGGGUACCUACCCGAGCAAACUGAGCGCGAGGAAGGAUCCACAGAAGUGAACGACACACUACUUGUUUUGGCUAAUAUGACACUUCUUCGCUCAGUGACGAAACUGCGAGCCUCAGAUUCGCGAAAAUACUUUGAGUCGAUGCUAGAUCAGAGUUAUUUCCAUCGAUAUGGCCUGGUACGGAUUAUUGCGAUAUUUCCAUCGUCCAAUUUAGAUGCCGUUCUGCCCAAGAGCAUUAGCAGGCGGCGGAGGACACAGGCGUUACUCGAAUGCGUAGCUUUGGAAGCCAAUGAAGUGGCGGGAGAUACUAGUGAGACCACACAUUGGACUCGACGGGGCCUGCAGGUUGUUCAAAAUAGUGCGGAUAAUGUAGCAAAACGAUCGGAGAGUGCGCUUGUCAAAGUGCCACCUGGGCGAGAGCCAAUGCCAUUGGAACUUGCCCCAAAACCUGCUGUCGUAAAUGGUGUUAAAAAGCCCUAUUUCCCGCGCCCUAUUCAUGACUGGCACCAUGAAUACGUGAAGGCUCAGAAGGACGUGAAAAGGGAAGAAGAAAACGUUGACGCCAGCAACCCAAUACCCUCGAAGCUGAAGGACCUUCGAAAACAUUUUGCCGCCCUGCAAAAAAGAUAUCUAUACGAAAGCUCCCAGAUCCGAUCUGCCCACGAGGCAGAUGAAAGACAGCGCGAUAUAGACGAUAUAGAAGCCAAUCUUCGAAAAGUGAUGAAUAGCACUCUCCAGGUGCCAUCGGCCCGAGAUGCACGGAAGAUCAUGGAGAAACUUGCACUACUUAAAGAAGAACGAGAUCUUAUCCUCUCGUCUUUGGGGAGACAAUUUAUCCGUCACCAUUACCCAUUAUUCGUGAAUGAACGGCGUUGCGUUACUGGCUCUCCAUCUAGCCCAUCCUCCGAGCCGCUUUUGCUCUGGGACAAACGCGCUUAUGAACCACUGCAUGUCGAUAAGGACGAAUUCUCUCCCAAAACUCCUUGCUCGAUCGUUGAUAUCCAGCCGAACCCCAACUCUUUUAUUUUUAAAGCCCAACGGGAAUUCAAAGCCUCAAAUCAGUCAUUCAAAUAUAUAUCGGUCCUGACUACCUUCCGUGCACUGCUGAGGAUGUUUAUACCUUAUCCUAAGAAGUCCGUAGAGCAGGUUCUGCGCUUGCUAUUUGCAUCGAGGCCUAUAACUGACUUCCCGUCCGCUAUACCUUCAUUGGCGGAGUAUGCGACGCCCAAAAUCACGAUGGAUGCUAAAGAGGCAGCUGCAUGGAAGCAAGUGAAGACUAAUAGCAGGGGUGUUUUUGUAGGAUAUGAUGUGGAAUGUCUAGCGGAAGCUACCAUACAGCGCAUCCCGAGCAGCGUGUUUUGGGAUAUUGCCGUGGAGUGGGAGAGGUGGCGCCUGGAGAUGAAUUUGCCGAAUACUCUAUCAAAGUCGCUUGGAGGGGCAUUUAUUUCGGAUAUGAAUGAAGCCUUCGAACCCCGACGGUGA